UAUUUUUCAUUUGCUAGGCAACCGAUCAACAGAAGGACUAUAAAUACCGCAAAAUAAACGCCGCAUUUUAUCUACAAGUAUUUCUCACGCCGACACAUUACGUCCUUUGUGAGUUAAUAUUCUUCGCUUUCUACAAGCAAAAGAACUAAACAUCAAUCAUGCGUGAAUGUAUCUCUAUCCACGUCGGACAGGCCGGAGUCCAGAUCGGUAAUGCCUGCUGGGAAUUGUACUGUCUCGAGCACGGUAUCCAGCCUGAUGGCCAGAUGCCAAGUGACAAGACCAUCGGAGGUGGUGAUGACUCUUUCAACACCUUCUUCAGCGAGACCGGCGCUGGCAAGCACGUGCCAAGAGCUGUCUUCGUCGACUUGGAACCAACUGUAGUCGAUGAGGUUCGUACCGGCACCUACCGUCAGUUGUUCCACCCCGAGCAGCUCAUCACCGGCAAGGAAGACGCCGCCAACAACUACGCUCGUGGUCACUACACCAUUGGUAAGGAAAUCGUCGACCUUGUCCUCGACAGAAUCCGUAAAUUGGCUGACCAGUGUACCGGUCUUCAGGGAUUCCUCAUCUUCCACUCCUUCGGUGGUGGUACCGGAUCUGGAUUCACCUCCCUCCUCAUGGAACGUCUCUCAGUCGACUACGGAAAGAAAUCCAAGCUGGAAUUCGCCAUCUACCCAGCUCCCCAGGUCGCCACUGCCGUCGUUGAGCCAUACAACUCCAUCUUGACCACCCACACCACCCUUGAGCACUCCGACUGCGCCUUCAUGGUUGACAACGAGGCUAUCUACGAUAUCUGCCGUCGUAACUUGGACAUCGAGAGACCAACCUACACCAACCUGAACAGACUUAUCGGCCAGAUUGUCUCCUCCAUCACUGCCUCUCUGAGAUUCGAUGGUGCCCUCAACGUCGACUUGACUGAAUUCCAGACCAACUUGGUACCAUACCCACGUAUCCACUUCCCUCUUGCCACAUACGCCCCAGUCAUCUCCGCCGAGAAGGCCUACCACGAGCAGCUCUCCGUUGCUGAAAUCACCAACGCCUGCUUCGAGCCAGCCAACCAGAUGGUAAAAUGUGACCCACGUCACGGCAAGUACAUGGCUUGCUGCAUGUUGUACCGUGGAGACGUCGUCCCCAAGGAUGUCAACGCCGCCAUCGCCACCAUCAAGACCAAGAGAACCAUCCAGUUCGUCGACUGGUGUCCAACUGGUUUCAAGGUCGGAAUCAACUACCAGCCACCAACUGUUGUACCAGGUGGUGAUCUCGCCAAGGUCCAGCGUGCCGUGUGCAUGUUGAGCAACACUACUGCCAUCGCCGAGGCUUGGGCACGUCUUGACCACAAGUUCGACUUGAUGUACGCCAAGAGAGCUUUCGUCCACUGGUACGUCGGAGAGGGAAUGGAAGAGGGAGAAUUCUCUGAGGCUCGUGAAGAUUUGGCUGCCCUCGAGAAGGAUUACGAAGAGGUCGGAGUUGACUCCGUUGAGGGUGAGGGAGAGGAAGAAGGCGAGGAAUAUUAAACAGUUCCGAGCUGACAUUUCACGUGCCGUCUUGUGAACAUUGAAAGCGAAAUAUGUAGAUGUAUAAACUUUUAUUGUCGAUAACUUAAUAUUUUUAAUUCCAACUAUGUGGUAUGAAAUAGUAAGUGAUAAAUUCAAGCAUUAUAUAUCAGCAUUAUUCUAAAACAAUAUAGUUGUUAUUUUUGUAUAACUCUACCGUUCACAUGAAAGAAAAGGUUAAAAUACCGAGGAAAUAAAAAAAUAAUAAAAUAA
Molecule: messenger RNA, 1766 nt
Organism: Mercenaria mercenaria
Lineage: Eukaryota; Metazoa; Mollusca; Bivalvia; Venerida; Veneridae
Product: tubulin alpha-1A chain
Exons: 3
Coding region: 159-1514 (451 amino acids)
Biological process (GO): mitotic cell cycle; microtubule cytoskeleton organization
Cellular component (GO): cytoplasm; microtubule
Molecular function (GO): structural constituent of cytoskeleton; GTP binding
Source: RefSeq, a predicted model, not a curated record